Molecule: messenger RNA, 5483 nt
Organism: Cydia pomonella (codling moth)
Lineage: Eukaryota; Metazoa; Arthropoda; Insecta; Lepidoptera; Tortricidae
Product: choline-phosphate cytidylyltransferase B-like
Exons: 8
Coding region: 676-1911 (411 amino acids)
Biological process (GO): CDP-choline pathway
Molecular function (GO): phosphatidylcholine binding; choline-phosphate cytidylyltransferase activity
Source: RefSeq, a predicted model, not a curated record
GGCGGGGUUAUUUAUAAAGUUGCAUGUGGCCGAUGGCUGAUAACGCUUGUAUGACGAAUGCGAGGGAAUCUAGAGUACAAUCGCGACGAUGUUCACGUCCGGCCGCUCGAGUCCCCUUCGGAGCGACUCGUGGCGCGUCGUGUGUCUGGCGAGCCUCCACGUCGGCGUCGCGCCACCGUCGUCUGCCCCGCGCGCCGCGCCCUGCCCCCCGGUUUCCCCGCUGCCUCUUGCUUGCGCUAACCUUACAAUCAACGAGCAUUAUAUUUAUCAUUGCGCGCUUAUACAACUCACUGACUUCACGCCUCUCCAGUUAACUAGUGACUAGUCGAGCAAGUGGAAUAAACGCGUUCUAUUCGCGCCCGCAGAGUAUUGGUUCAAUUUCAACAUUCCAUCCGUUUAACUUCCUUAGUGGCGGCGAAACUUACAAUAGUUAAACGUCAAAGUAGUGCGGAUAAAUCUCUAAGGUUAAUAAAUCUUUGGACCACGUAAAUGUGUGAAUAAUGUUAAACGUACGUUUUUGAAAGUGAGAAUCUACAUCUCCUUAUACAGAGCUAUAAUUUGCUAAGCGAAUCGGGCGCGAUCAGUCUAUAAAGCAAUGAAAUUGUUGACAGUAGUUUGACACGGAUUAGUGUUCUCGGUGACUAGUUAGACCGGAAGCAAAGGAGUUGGUACGAGAUGUCUGUGACGACCACAACCACGACCAUGCUGAGCGCGCGGCGAGGUGCCGGCCCCGAGCCCCGCAUCAACGGCCUGCUCAAGCAUCCGCAGCCGCCCACAGACCUUCCCUCGUUGAUGUUCGCGGCGCCGUUCAGCACGGACCCGAUGGCGGUAGCGGAGCGCGAGCGCUGCGCGUACGGGCGCGUGUCGCGCGCGGCGGCUGCGGCGGGCACGGCGGGCCGGCGCGUGCGCGUCUACUCGGAUGGCAUCUACGACGUGUUUCACCAAGGUCACGCACGCCAGCUGCAGCAGGCCAAGACUGUCUUUCCCAACGUGUACCUCAUUGUCGGAGUGUGCAACGACCAGCUGACGCACAGUCGUAAGGGCCGCACGGUGAUGACGGAGGACGAGCGCUACGAGGCCGUCCGCCACUGCCGCUACGUCGACGAGGUGGUGCGGGACGCGCCGUGGGAAUAUGACGAGGCGUUCAUGGAGAAACACAAGAUCGACUUCGUGGCGCACGACGACAUCCCCUACAUCACCGAGGACUGCGACGACACCUACGCUAUAUUCAAGGCCAAGGACAUGUUCGUCGCCACCGAGCGCACAGAAGGCGUGUCGACGUCGGACAUCGUGGCGCGGAUCGUGCGCGACUACGACAUCUACGUGCGGCGCAACCUGGCGCGCGGCUACUCCGCCAAGGAGCUCAACGUGUCCUUUCUCAACGAGAAAAAGUUCCGCCUGCAGAACAAGAUGGACGAGCUCAAGGACAAGGGCAAGAAGGUAAUGACGAACAUCGGCGAGAAGCGCGUCGACAUCCUGACGAAGUGGGAGGAGAAGUCGCGCGAGCUGAUCGACGCGUUCCUGCUGCUGUUCGGGCCGGACGGGCGCCUGUCCAGCAUCUGGAACGAGUCCAAGGGACGGCUCAUGCAGGCGCUCAGCCAGCCGCCGUCGCCGCGCGCCUCGCCGCCGCCCAGCGAGAACGGCGACGACUCCCAGGACCGCGCGCUCGCGCUCGCCUCCGCCCACGCCUCCGCGCCCGCGCUCGCGCGCGCCCUAGCGCACGCUCGCACGCACAGAAGCUCGGCGUCGCCGCCGCCACCCAAAUCGCGCCGCUACGAGACGCUGUGGGAGCCGCAAGCAGAUGCGUCGAGCUCUGAAGGGCUGGGGGCAGAAGCGGCCGCACUCCGCCAGCUGACGGACGACGGCUCGGACAGCGACGACGACUACCAGGACACCAGCGCCUACCUCUAGGCUCCGCCACGGCCGCAGCCGCUGCCGCGACCGGCACCGAUGUACAAUAUCCAUUGUCUUGUCGCCAAACCCGCCACCUUAUCUGUAGAGGAUAAUGUUUUCCUGGAAUCACUCAUGUGUCUUGUUCUGACGGAUGACCCAGCCUCUAAACGUAAACGGAGUUAGAAAUAUAAAUAGCACCCCUUCGAGUUACAAAAAGUGAAAUGUCUUUUACCUGACUGAUACGAGUGAUACUUGUACUUAUCCGUCACGUUGUAUCAGUUGCAAGGUUCCACAUCCACAUGCCUCUCGCGACUGACACAAUUGUGACGCCGCUCUGAGAUCGAAAGCCAGAAAACACAAUUAUCCUGCUAAUAAAAUACUUGGAUUAUUAUUGCGUAUGUAGUAGAAACUCGCUGAUCCGUAAAAUCCGCUGUCCGCGUCGGGUCCGUCCGGAUAACCGUAAUUACUGAAUUUACAGGGUUCCGGAUUAGCGAGGUUCUACAGUAGGUAAUUGACUAAUAGUGUUCAUAGAUCAAGUACGCUUACUUUGUAUUUUUGGGGCACAAUAUAGGCGGGGGCAUAAUCACACGCGAUUAGGUAGACCAUAGGCAAUACAAAGGAUAAACUGACUAAUGCCAAGGAACAGUCUCUUUAACCUUAAUUGAAGGUAGCGGCAAAGUUAUUCCUACAAAAUAGGGGCCAAUAUCUGUAGAAUUACACCCAAUAUAACUCUGCAGCAAUUUUCUAGCACAGAGCGUAAAACUGUUAUGUUAAACGUCAUAAUUUCAUAGUCUUUGACGUUUAUGAUAACACAUCCAUGUGCUAGAAAAUCACUGCUGAGUUGUCUUGGUCCAACUCUAUCUAAUUUGAUGGGCCAAUCAUUGGGUAGUUUACCCUAAUUCCUGUGUUCAUAAAAUACCAUGAGCUAUCAAAUCUCAUGGAUUUCCAUGGCAACACUAUAUUUAUAUUAUAUAUCAAUAAUAUUGGUCUGAACACUAUUCGAUAGGGUAAAGAGUAAUAGAACUGGAUUUGCCCGGUCGACUCUGAUUUCCAUGUUAAAAAAAAAACACUAUUCUUGUAAUGGAGCCCAGUUUCGGUCAUAAACGGUUUCAGAGAAAUAGUAAAUUGAAUUUAGAACUUGAAUGUAGGUUCCUAUUUGUAUAUCGUUUUGAUGAGUAAUGUACAUUGUAUAUCGCUGCUGCUCGUGUGAGAGUUGUACAAGUUGAAGGAUUAUUCCCACUAGUUACCACCAAGUUGUAACCAGUGGUAAGUAAUGGGAUUUUUUUUCCCAGUAGUUACCACCAAAAUUUGGUUAGCGUUCAAUACUAAUAAAAAGUUUAAAUAUGAGUGCUUUAAUCAAUAAUCAAUUAAAAGUUGAAUUAAUUAUAAGUUAAUUCGUUAUUCGUUUAAUUAUAAUAAAUAUAAAAGUGAUAAAAAAUCGGUAUUUGACUGAUUUCUUUGUUCGUUCGUAUAAUUGUGACAUUAUUUAUUGAAAGGGACUUUAUUUUCGAUGGCGCUUACGCUAUUCUCAACGAUUGGGAGCGUGCACGACGGCAGCGCCGCUUAGCGUUCGCAACUACUGGGGAGCUGUCAAAUAAUGAGCUCAUCAAAAUACAGAUUAUUCCUUUAAAAUAUUUACUGUAAUACAGUUACCAAUGUGCGGAAUCUUUUCGUUUUUAAUGUUAAACACACUUGACUUUUGCUUUACUGAAAAUAGUCAGAAUUAUCUGUGUAUUUUAUAAUAUUCGGUUAAUUUUCUUCGUCGUUGUUUCGUUACAAAUUCAAUGAAAAAAUGUAUGUUUCAUUAUGUUUUGAUGGCCUAUUUCGUGAUCCUCUUCCUGGGGAUACGUGUGAUGCUUUCAGGUAUAAAAGUUUUGCCCUUCUUCACAGGUUUUAAUCAACUCAUUUUAUGUAAAAGAUAGGUUCUUUCGCUUAUCACGUUUCUUGUGACAGGCGACAGACAACUCUGCGUUCCAAAAGUAUGUUUCUGACAGGCUUUCAGUAACUGUCAUUAUAACUAAUACCAGUAAUACCUAAUGUUGGUACACUGUAUUAGCCAUACUAUUUUAUUAACAUCCAAGCAAAACUCUGUGUUGACAUAGACUAGAUAAAAUGUUUAGCCGUUACGUUGGUUAGCCUGGAAUAAUAAUAUGAUAUAAAAGCCUAAUUUCUAGCUCUAUGUUGGAAAUAUAAUAAAGUUUACUUUUACUGUUUCGUCCAGUAUUAUUGCAGUUUACCAUUUAUCAGCUAUCGUGACCUAUUUUUAUCGUAAAUAUUAUUUUAAAGCAAGAAACAUGAACAAAAUAACGGAAUAGUAUGGAAAUUGACAGAAACACGCGUAGCUUUCUUGCCAUAUUUGGCCACAUCAAGCGCUGUGAUCGUUCCGGCUUCCCCCACCACCCGCUUUGCACGCUUCCAGUGUGGCCUAAGCGCCUUUGACAAAAGAUCCAGUUUUCAUAGAUAACGUCACAAUUAAUUAGAUUUACAAUUAAUAAGAUAAAUGCUCUCGAGGUUGAUGACAAAAAGGAAAAAAAUAUAUAAUAUAAUAAUUUAAACAUACUGUAAUAAUUCCAAAUAAAACAAACUAAAAUAUUUAUUGUAUUGCUAUCGUCGCAUAGGAUAGGACGCCGUAGCGAUUAAAAAUUAACUUGUAACAUAACACAUAACCCCAUGCAUGUUGUAGGGCUGUUAUCGCCAACUGCUGGGCGAGCUCGGCGGACGUGUUGACCGCUCAGACCAACCAGUAUAAACCCGUGUCUCUAGCGCGCUCUCUUAAUUAAUGUCUCGGUCACGUUACGCUUUGCUGUACUGGCGUUCGAGUUGCCAAUUCACACAGUACGUAUAUGUACACCCUUUUUUCUUACAAAAAUUAAUAAGUUGUUUUGUUUUAGAGUAUAUUUUAUGCUAUUCGUGCACUAUGUAAAUAAUGUGUAUUAUGAUUGCUUGUUAUUCUCUAUGUAAGUGAAUUGUAAUAUUCUGUUGGUGAAAUAAAUUCUAAUUAAAAGUACAAUUUUAUCCAAACAUUAAUUUCUCUCUAAUUUUUUUUUUUUUCACUUGCACCGGUUUUAAUAUUUUUCAUCACUUUUAAGGUAGUUUACUGAAUCACUAAUCGACUUAUAAUUAUUUAUUAAAGCACUCUAUAUUUAUACUUUACUACUUCUAUUGUUUUAUUAGAACUCUAACAACAUUUUGGUGUUAACUACUGGGAUUAAAAUCCCAAAUCCCAGUAGUUAACACCAAACCGAGUUGGUGGCUAAUUCCCAGUAUUUACCACUGGUAACAACUUGGUAGUAACUAGUGGGAAUAACCUAAGUUGACGUACGUUGAUGAGAAGAUAUUUUCGAGCUGUUAUUUAAAUUAUUUUAUAGAGUAUGUUACAUCUGGAAAUUUUGUAUGAAUACUGUUUGAGUACAAUUGAGUGAAUGUAUUUAAUCUCUUUAGUCUUAAUAACGUAUUAUUUAUGUUUCUUGAAUAAAAAUCUCUUUAUAACCCCGUUAGAUAUGUACAAGGCACCUGUAUUUUUUAAGCACCAUGAAAUAUUAUUUGUAAAUGUUUUGUCAGUUAACUAAAAGGUGCUUAUUAUUAAGAAA